Suncus etruscus (white-toothed pygmy shrew) is the source of this 781-nucleotide messenger RNA. RefSeq names its product ribosomal protein S5 (gene RPS5). Gene Ontology annotation, cellular component: ribosome; cytosolic small ribosomal subunit. The record is from RefSeq and is a predicted model, not a curated record. Gene Ontology annotation, biological process: translation; ribosomal small subunit assembly. NCBI's taxonomy places the organism in Eukaryota, Metazoa, Chordata, Mammalia, Eulipotyphla, Soricidae. Gene Ontology annotation, molecular function: rRNA binding; mRNA binding; structural constituent of ribosome. The coding region runs from base 118 to 732 and encodes 204 amino acids. The transcript has 6 exons.
CGGAAGCGAUCGCUCGCUUUAAAAGCGUCCGUCCGCCACGCGCGGCCUCUUCCUGUCUGUGCCAGGCGACGCGUGGUCGGCGCCGAGCGGUGGAGACGCCCGCGCUGUGCCUCCAGGAUGACCGAGUGGGAGACGGCUGCACCUGCAGUGGCAGAGACGCCCGACAUCAAGCUAUUCGGCAAGUGGAGCACCGACGAUGUGCAGAUAAAUGACAUUUCCUUGCAGGAUUACAUAGCUGUGAAGGAGAAGUAUGCCAAAUACUUGCCCCACAGCGCAGGGCGCUAUGCUGCCAAGCGCUUCCGCAAAGCACAGUGCCCCAUCGUGGAGCGCCUCACCAACUCCAUGAUGAUGCAUGGCCGCAACAAUGGAAAGAAGCUCAUGACUGUCCGCAUUGUCAAGCAUGCCUUCGAGAUCAUCCAUCUGCUUACUGGGGAGAACCCUCUGCAGGUCCUGGUGAACGCCAUUAUCAACAGUGGCCCCAGGGAAGAUUCAACCCGAAUUGGAAGAGCUGGGACUGUGAGGAGACAGGCUGUGGAUGUGUCCCCAUUGCGCAGAGUGAAUCAGGCCAUCUGGCUCUUGUGCACGGGUGCCCGUGAGGCUGCCUUCCGGAACAUCAAGACCAUUGCUGAGUGCCUGGCUGACGAGCUCAUCAAUGCAGCCAAGGGUUCUUCCAAUUCCUAUGCUAUCAAGAAGAAGGAUGAGCUGGAGCGUGUGGCCAAAUCCAACCGUUGAUUUCCAGGCUGCUGUUUCAAUAAACUUGUCUGCCUUUUGGAACAUUCCA